GCCCGCCGGUGCCGGAGACCGAACCGUUAGCCGGGAGAGCCGGCGGGGCCAUGGCGGUGAUCUUGUGAAUUAGUGUACCAUCAAUGAUGGCAGAACAUCCACCGUUACUGGAUACCACUUCAAUUUUAAGUAGUGAAAUCCCUCUUCUAACUUCCCCUAUUGUAAGCGGGGAUGGAGCACAACAGGUUAUUCUUGUGCAAGUUAAUCCAGGGGAAGCAUUUACAAUAAGAAGAGAAGAUGGACAGUUUCAGUGCAUUACAGGUCCUGCUCAGGUUCCAAUGAUGUCCCCAAAUGGUUCAGUGCCUACUAUUUAUGUGCCUCCUGGAUAUGCCCCACAGGUUAUUGAGGAUAACGGUGUUCGAAGGGUUGUGGUGGUUCCCCAGGCUCCAGAAUUUCAUCCUGGUGGUCAUGCAGUGAUACACAGGCCUCCACAUCCCCCACUGCCUGGCUUUCUUCCUCUUCCAGCCAUGAUACCCCCUCCACCACGUCAUAUAUACUCACCUGUGACCGGAGCUGGUGAAAUGGCAACACAGUACAUUCCACAGUAUCACACCUCGCAAGUAUACGGGGAUCUGGAUACUCUGCCUGCUCAUGGAAGAUCCAACUUCAGAGAUGAAAGGUCUUGUAAAACGUAUGAAAGGUUACAAAAAAAAUUAAAAGAUCGACAUGGAACUCAGAAGGAUAAAUUAAACAGCCCUCCAUCAUCUCCUCAGAAAUGUCCUUCUCCUACAAGUGAACACAACGGACUUACAAAAGGACAGGAUGCAGCUGGUAUAAGCACAAGUUCUACCAAAAGCAAGUCUUUGGGUAAAGGAAAAAGCAGUUCUCAGACAGACACAGAAGUAGAAGAAAAGGAUGAAGAAACAAAAGCACUUGAAGCACUUCUUUCUAACAUAGCCAAGCCAGUGGUAUCAGACAUUCAGGCAAGAACAGCACUGCUUAUGUGGUCACCUCCAUCCAGUGACACCAGAGAAGACAUUGACAAGAAUGAUGUACCGGAGGUUUAUACUUACGAAGUGAUGAUUUCAAAUACUGGAAAAGAUGGAAAGUACAAAACCGUAUAUGUUGGAGAAGAAAAUAAAGUUACUGUAAAUGAUCUCAGGCCAGCAACUGAUUACCAUGCAAAAGUACAAGUAGAAUGCAACUGUGUAAAGGGGAGCCCUUCAGAGGCAGAGAGUUUUACCACAGCAAGUUGUGAACCUGAUACUCCAAAUCUGCCUAGGAUAACUAAUCGGACCAAAAAUUCUCUUACUCUGCAGUGGAAGGCAUCUUGUGAUAAUGGUUCGAAAAUCCACAGUUACCUUUUAGAGUGGGAUGAAGGAAAAGGAAAUGGAGAGUUUUGCCAGUGUUAUUAUGGCCAACAGAAGCAGUAUAGAAUUACUAAACUAUCACCAGCAAUGGGGUACACCUUUAGGCUAGCAGCCAAAAAUGACAUGGGAAUGAGCGGUUUCAGUGAAGAAGUCCUGUAUCAUACCUCAGGCACUGCCCCAAGCACACCAGCAAGUCCCUUGCUGAUUAAUGCUGGAGUUACUUGGCUAUCCCUACAGUGGACAAAACCCUCAGGAACACCGUCAGAUGAAGGAAUCUCGUAUAUAUUAGAGAUGGAGGAUGAGAACUCAGGAUAUGGUUUCAAGCCAAAAUAUGAUGGUGAUGAUCUUACCUACACGGUGAAGAAUUUGAGGCGUAGUACAAAAUAUAAAUUUAGGGUCAUUGCCUAUAACUCAGAAGGGAAAAGCAGUCCAAGUGAAACAGUAGAGUACAUUACGUGUGCAGACAAGCCUGGGGUACCUUCAAAACCCUCAGUGAAAGGAAAAAUUCAUGCACAGAGUUUUAAAAUAAUCUGGGAUCCACCAAAAGACAAUGGAGGAGCAGCAAUAAACGCAUAUGUUGUAGAAAUGUCUGAAGGCUUAAAUGGAAACAAAUGGGAGACAAUAUACAGUGGAGCUGCUAGGGAACAUGUGUGUGACCGACUAAAUCCUGGCUGUUCCUAUCGGUUACGUGUAUAUUGCGUUGGGGAAGGAGGACAAAGCACGGCAUCUGAUUCUUUACUGGUGCAGACACCAGCAGUGGUUCCUGGCCCAUGCCAGCCUCCAAGGCUACAGGGUAGACCAAGAGCAAGAGAAAUUCAGCUGCGCUGGGGACCACCUCAGGUAGAUGGUGGUUCAGCCAUUACCUGCUAUGGUCUGGAAAUGUGUCAUGCAGAAACGGAUGAACACAGAGAGGUUUACCAGGGUUCUGAUGUUGAAUGCACAGUAGGCAGCCUUCUUCCAGGGAGGACAUACAGCUUCAGACUGCGAGCAGCUAACAAGGCUGGGUUUGGACCUUACUCGGAAAAAUGUGAAAUAACUACAGCACCUGGACCACCAGAGCAGUGCAGGCCCCCUCAAGUGGCAUGCAGAUCUGCUGCAUGUGCUCAGGUGUCAUGGGAGGUUCCAGUGAGUAAUGGAGCUGAUGUCACGGAGUAUCGCCUGGAAUGGGGUGGUGUGGAAGGAUGCAUGCAGAUAUCCUAUUGUGGGCCUGGGCUCAGCUGUGAAAUGAAAGGGCUUUUGCCUGCCACUAUUUACUAUUGCAGGGUCCAGGCAGUGAAUGUCGCAGGUGCAGGCCCUUUCAGUGAAGUAGUGGCAUGUAUGACUCCAGCUUCUGUACCUGCAGUUGUGACUUGUCUUCAGGGACUAAGUGAAGAUGAAGUUGAAAGUCCACACUAUUCUCCUUCCACAUGCCUUGCUAUAAGCUGGGAAGAACCUUGUGACCAUGGAUCUGAAAUCCUUGGCUACAGCAUAGACUUUGGAGAUAAGCAACCAAUAACUGUUGGGAAGGUUCUGAGCUAUUUUAUAGAUGGCUUACAGCCAGAUACUACCUACAGAGUACGAAUUCAAGCCCUGAACAGUCUCGGAGCAGGUCCUUUCAGCCACACUGUAAAACUGAAAACAAAGCCUCUUCCUCCAGAUCCACCUCGACUGGAAUGUGCUGCAUACAGUUCUCAGACCCUCAAGCUGAAGUGGGGAGAGGGAACUGCAAAAGCACUAACUGACUCCAUUCAGUACCACCUUCAAAUGGAGGAUAAGAACGGAAGGUUUGUAUCCUUAUACAGAGGACCAUGUCAUACAUACAAAGUACAAAGGCUCAGUGAAUCAACAUCAUACAAAUUUUGUAUUCAGGCAUGUAAUGAAUCUGGUGAAGGUCCCCUUUCUCAAGAAUACAUUUUCACUACUCCCAAAUCUGUUCCAGCUGCCUUGAAAGCUCCAAGAAUAGAGAGGAUAAAUGAUCACACUUGUGAGAUCACAUGGGAGGUUCUGCAGCCCAUGAAGGGUGAUCCCGUUAUCUACUGUCUUCAGGUCAUGGUGGGAAAAGACUCGGAAUUCAAACAGAUUUAUAAGGGUCCCGACUGGUCCUUCCGAUACACGGGCCUCCAGCUGAACUGUGAAUACCGUUUCCGCGUGUGUGCCAUUCGCCAGUGCCAAGAAAUAGGAGGUCACCAGGACCUGAUAGGCCCCUACAGUGCCCCAGUGCUAUUCAUCUCUCAGAGGACUGAACCACCGGCAAGCACCAAGGACACUGUGCAAACCACAAGGACACAAUGGUCACAGAGCGACCAAGUGUGCGCUGCUGUCAUCCUUGCACUUUUUGCUAUCUUUUCCAUUCUGAUUGCUGUUAUCAUUCAGUACUUUGUAAUAAAGUGAAGAAGAGAGGUUUAUUUUACAACACUGCCCAUUACAUUUUACUUUCUCAUAAUCUAAAAGUAAUUCUGUUCUCUUGCUUUUACAAAAAAAAAAAAACAAAAAACCAAAAAAACAAAACAGGCAUUUAGCACCGGCAUUGGGACUGAUGCACACCUUUUCGUCCACUUUAAAAUGCUUACCGGUAGGUAUAGGCUGACACAUGUUAUUAGAAUGCAAGCCACAGAAAUACAAUCUUUUCUUUAAUAUGCCUUCUUGCAGUACAAACUCUGUAUGGGGCAGGCAAGCUGCGUUUAAUGACAAGGGUUUGACCAGUAAACGUCAGUGUAAGAAUGGUUUCCUGACCCACACUUGUUGUAAGGGUUGCUACUGUCACAGGGAAGAAUGUGUAAUCGCAUUGAAAACUUACACUAACAAACUUGUGCUGUAUACAAUAUUAAUCUGAUGCUGUGAAAGCAAUUUAGCGCUGUAUUUCUACCUCCUCAUUUGUCUUAAUUAUUUGGGAAGCAGGAUUUAUGCUGAAAAACAGAAGGGGCUUUUCUCAGGCAGCAAAUAAUAAACUGGAUGGAAGAGUAUGCAUGAAGGAAGCUUCUUACUGAUAAAUGUGGAGUUCUUCACUGCAAGUAGAUGUUUUCGAAAGACUAGAAGGGGAUGGCACAAGUGGUUUAUCUUGCCCCCAGGAUUUGAUGUUUACUUACAAAAAUGCCUCUUUUACUUCUCAAAAAUAGAGAAGGGAGAGUGUGAGAGAACUUCUUAGACUUCCUACUUUAAUUGAAAAACACAUUUCCAAAGUUGACCUUUGAUUGGAUGCAGUUUAUACAGAUGUCUGUGCCCUCUGGUUUUGGCUAGUUAAUAGGUUUUUGAGAUAAAAUUUGUCAUUGAACUUUUGCUGUUUCCCCAACAUCCACUUGCCAUAUCCACCAGAAUCAAGCACUGCCUUUUAUUUUUUGUUUUCUCUCUGUCUUUCUUUCUCUCUCUUUUUCUUUGGGGCACCAAAUCAGAAGAUGAAGCAUAGUAAUUUGCACCAGAAAACUUAAAAGCUGCUUUUUUCUUGAGAUCCUAAUGUUUAAUGUAAUGUCUCUUUGGAUACUGUACCAAAUCGUUGAUUGCAUGUAGUUAAUGUUGCAUUAGAGCACUUUGCAAUUGCAUAACUCAUCAUUGUUUUGUGAGCUUGCGUUUGUGAGUUCUUGAAUGACCAGACUGAAUUUUAUCAAGUAUCCCAUUGAACAUCUCGCUGGAUGUCAAUGAUUGCCAGUGACACAAAGCUUGUAGUGAAACUCUUUAAAAGAAAACCAAUCCUUGUCUCAUCACACUUACGUUAUUUGUUAUACACUUUGUAAUUAGCUACUCUUAAUUUAUUUGAGUUACAAGAUAGUGGAUCAUUAAUGACUUCUAGUUGUGUUCAGUUUAGCAUUUUUAAUGGUAUUAAACACUUCUGUUGGUCUUAAUAAUAAUAAAAAAGGAACCUCUGUCUUGUGCUUUGAAGAUCUCUGAAGAAUUUCUCUUAUAUUAGAACGGGCAUGUAUUGUAAUUGUUUAUACGUCCAAUGAUCUGUGCUGUAGAAUAAUGUUGCUGAGUUUCGUUACCUUUAAAACAACAAAAGAGAAGAAAUGGCGAAGAACUCGGCCUCCGCGUGGCGAGAGCGCUCUGUCUUUAAGAUGUACUGUAUGUUUACACUUUAUUUCCAAUCUGUCAUUUGUACGUAUAGGCUGAUACCUUCCCACAGGAUAACUGAUGUUUUCUAGACCCUUCUUCAAAGUGCCAUGUUUGGCAGUGCAAAUGAGGUUGCGUGUAAGAGCCCAGAGAUUUCUUACGGUUGAAUGUCUAAAAUGGUAAGAUUUGUUACUACAGUUAAUCUGCAGUGACUUCUGUUUUUCAUAGUAAAAUUCAAAUGAGCUCCUAUUUUUGAUAGUCAUUUAAUAGUGUAUUUGCCAUUUGAGCCUCAGUGCAUAUUACUGCAUUGAAGACAGUUUUUAAUGUAAUCUUAAUUUUACCUCAUAUACUGUACAUUCCAAAAAUAAAUUAAGAGAAAAAGAGAAAAACUCUAAACUUUUUAAAAUGUUAUAGAUACACUACCAAACAUAUCACUUUACAAUUGUACAACAUCGGACUCCAUGAAGACGAACCUGUAUAGUCUGAUAGAAAAUAACAUAAACUAUGUAGCAAAGUAUCUUUAAAAAUCUGUGGAAAAUAAAAGUAUCAUUCUUUUU
Molecule: messenger RNA, 5887 nt
Organism: Melopsittacus undulatus (budgerigar)
Lineage: Eukaryota; Metazoa; Chordata; Aves; Psittaciformes; Psittaculidae
Gene: FNDC3A
Product: fibronectin type III domain containing 3A
Exons: 26
Coding region: 84-3680 (1198 amino acids)
Molecular function (GO): protein binding
Source: RefSeq, a predicted model, not a curated record